Messenger RNA from Ricinus communis (castor bean), 1160 nucleotides. RefSeq names its product cyclin-D6-1-like. The transcript has 6 exons. Lineage: Eukaryota; Viridiplantae; Streptophyta; Magnoliopsida; Malpighiales; Euphorbiaceae. The record is from RefSeq and is a predicted model, not a curated record. Bases 160 to 1116 code for a protein of 318 amino acids. Gene Ontology annotation, molecular function: cyclin-dependent protein serine/threonine kinase regulator activity. Gene Ontology annotation, cellular component: cytoplasm; nucleus; cyclin-dependent protein kinase holoenzyme complex. Gene Ontology annotation, biological process: regulation of cyclin-dependent protein serine/threonine kinase activity; mitotic cell cycle phase transition.
AGUUAGUUAUAUAUAUAUAUAUAUAUAUAACUAACAGGGCCGCCUUUUAUAUUUCAGUUUUUGCUUAGUUAAAGAGAAAUAAGGGAAAUCACUACAAUCAUUUUCUUUUCUUUUCUUUUCUUUUCUUUUCGUUUCUUUUCUUUUCAGGAGAACAGAAAUAUGGCGCCAAGAGCAAAGCGAAAAAAUAUAUACACCCAGCCAUUACCAAUUCUUGAGUCGCAUGAAUUGAAAAGUUACUUAAUUGAAGAAUCUGAGUCUUUGGACGCUGAAGCCUAUAAUAACCCAGACAUUCGGAUUCUUAGAGCGAAAGUUGCCUUGUUGGUCGCUGAAAAUUCAAUGAACGAUCAAUUCGAUGCAUCCAUUCCAUAUCUUGCCAUGAAUUACUUCGAUCGUUUCAUUUCAAGACAUACAUUGCCGACUCUGGGGAAGAAAGAUGUUGAUUAUCGUGUUCUUGUCCUAGCAAUCAGUUGCCUGUGUGUUGCUUGGAAGAUGAGGAACAAAUCCUUCAGAAACAGCAUAUUCUUGAAAUUCAGGCCAAAUCUGAACGUCAAAAUAAAUGAUAUCAACAAGGUCGAGGUUCUGGUUCUCAAAGUACUUGGAUGGCGUGCCUACUGUGUAAAUGCCCUAUGCUUCCUGUCCAACUUCCUGCCUUUAGUAGAAGAACUAGAUGAGAGGUUCAAAGCAAAUGUCAUCGAGCUAAUAAUUCAAUCACAAGGAGACAUAAACUUUACACAAUUCAAGCCUUCAGUCAUAGCUGCAUCAGCUAUUUUCGCUAGCUGCAAUGGCCUUUAUUCGGUGCACAAGGAAGAUUUCACCAGCGCAGAUCUCAAAUUGGAUCCAGCUAAACUGAAUGCCUGCGAGCUGAUGAUGGCUGAUUUUGGCUAUAGAAUGUCAGUCCCAACUGUGAGUACUAGAGUUACUGAAAGCCCAGACGUUAUAUUUGAGAUAGAAGAGGUGGAAGAAAAAGACCCGAUGAAUUUUGAACUGAAGUGGACGAGUGAUGAGUUUCAGGACCUGACAAUAGAUCCAUCUCUAUUUCCACCUGAAAAUGGAGACUGUCUCAGAGCUAUUCUAGAGAAGUUAAACUGCUGUAUCUGCUGUACGAAGAUGGAUUGAAGAUUAGUGCAACUGAAGCUAAUGCGGGAAACAUCUUAUUGACG